Molecule: messenger RNA, 1807 nt
Organism: Carassius auratus (goldfish)
Lineage: Eukaryota; Metazoa; Chordata; Actinopteri; Cypriniformes; Cyprinidae
Gene: arpin
Product: actin related protein 2/3 complex inhibitor
Exons: 6
Coding region: 94-774 (226 amino acids)
Biological process (GO): negative regulation of actin nucleation
Source: RefSeq, a predicted model, not a curated record
AGCAACAUUUGCGAAGUACGCAGCAUUCAUGAUGACGUAAGCAGGAAGUAGCAGAGCUUUCGACCUCGACGAAAUCCAAAUCAUCGGCUGAAGAUGAGUCGCAUUUAUGACAACUCUGCGUUAUUAAACAAACCUGUCCAUAAUGAGAAAUUGUCCUCCACAUGGGAUCCUUUAGUUCACCAGAGUGGUCAUGGUGUCAUUUUAGAGGGGGCGGUCGUGGAUAUGUCACGCCAUGUCAUAACAGAUGUGAACAACAGAAAGGAGCGCUACAAUGUAUUGUACAUCAAGCCAAGCAGAAUACAUCGCAGAAAAUAUGAUUCAAAAGGAAAUGAAAUUGAACCUAACUUCAGUGAUACCAGGAAGGUCAACACAGGAUACCUGAUGUCUUCCUUCAAAGUGGAGGCUAAGGGUGAAACAGAUUGUCUAAAUGAGCGCCAGCUGAGUGACAUUGUGAAUAAGGACCAGCUGGUUAAAAUAACAGCAAAACAUUGUCCUAGUCAGUCCUUCGCAUUCUGGAUCUCAGAAGCAGAGAUGGACAGAACCGAGCUCGAGCCAGGCCGAGAAAUCCGCCUUAAAACAAAAGGAGACGGGCCCUUUAUUUUUUCCUUCGCCAAACUGGAUGGUGGUACUGUGACGAAGUGCAAUUUUGCAGGAGAUGAGAACGCUGGAGCAUCGUGGACAGAGAAAAUACUGGCUAACAAAGCAGAUCGGGAAAAUAAGGGGAAGAGCGGCGGUCAGUGUGAGGGAGCAGACGAUGAAGAAUGGGAUGACUGAACGACACCCUUGAGCUUCACCGUGCAUCAUAGUGCCUUAUCUGUCUACCAAAUGUGUAUUUACGCCACAAAACAAGACCACAUGGUCAGUAUUCAUUUGUUAUCACAUGAAAAUAUCUUAAAUAAACCGCAAAAGUACCAUUUUAAAAUAAAGACUUUUGUAUUUUAAUUUCCUUUUAAGUAUAUUGUGUAUAUUAAGGAGAUAUCCUUAAAGUGAUAAUUCACCCAUAAAUGAAAGUUUUGUCAUCACUUAAUCACCCUCAUGUUGUUCCAAACCCCUGAGACUUUUGUAAGAAUUUUUAAUGAAAUACGAGAAAAGAUCAUCAAAAUGUUACAAUAGUCCAUGUGUGCAUUCCUCGGAUUCUCAUAGCGUCGUAAAAUUAAGGUUGAACCGAUUGAACUGAUGUCACAUGGACAAUCUUUACUAUGUCCUUAUUGAUUUUCUGAGCCUUGAAUGUGAUAGUUUUGUUGUUUUCUAUGCAGGGUCAGAAAGCUCUCGGUUUUCAUCAAAAAUAUCUUAAUUUGUGUCUUGCGGAUUUGGAAUGACAUGAGGGACAGUAUUUUUAUUGUUGGGUGAACUAUCCCUUUAAGAUCAUCAAGCACUGUAAACUGAAAACAGUUCUACAAUAUCAUAUUUAGAAAUGCAACAAUAUUAAAAUUAUAGCCAAUUAGUGGCAUUAUUGUUAAACCAGUAGUAUUAAAGGCUACAACUGAAUUUAGAUAUCACAACAUUAUUGUGUUCAGUAUAAAAAUGUAUAUUUCGUUUGAGACAUGCUGAAGAUUACAUUUCUUUUUUUUUUAAUGAGAGCAAAGGUUCUCUAAAUGUAAAACUAAGAGGAAAUGACCAUGUACAAUUUAAAUGUCUAAUAUAGAUAUAAAAUAUCUAAUCUCAUAACAUCAUAGAUCUAUUGGAGUAUGAAUGCACCCCAAAAUGUAAAAAAUAAUACAGUUGUGUAAAAAGAAUGCACUUUAUUUAAAGAUUUAGAUGUUUGCCUUCAAUAAAAACAAUAAGUCUAAUAAAAACACACAUCACA